AUGGCGGUGCAGGCUUCCUCUGAGAACGGCGAAGCCGCUCCAGCUUCACAGCGGGGCUCCUCUGCGGGUCGUGCGCAGCACAAUCCCCUGCUUCCGCCAGCAGCCCCUCUCGCUUCCUCCUGUCCGCCUUCGCCUUCUGGGCCUUCAGGAGCGAAAGAAGUAACGCAGGGAGACACGUGCACUGACAAGAAACCGCCAACUCUGCAGGAUGAGAUGGCGGGUCCCUUUGUUUCUCGCCUGGAUCGGGCAUGUAUCGAUAUGCUCGCCCAUAUCUCCUCUGCUCCUUCGUCCCCUUCCGCGCUGUCUCUCGAAGGCCCAAAUCCCGUUUUCUUGCCCUUCGAUGAGGACGCAUGCCUGCUUCCCAAGGCUUUAGCGUGGGCGCGAGCACUGCCUUCUGCUGGAUCUGCUGACGCGCCUGCGGAACUUUCGUCUUCGGCCGCUUGUCCCUCGCGCCCGGCUCCCUCGAAAUCGCAGCAUGCGGAUUCGCCAGCACUGCCUGCGAGGCCUUCGCGCGAAUGCGGACACAUUUUUGUGGCUUUGGAGCCUUUCCUGCAGCGCGUUCUGGGGCUGCCCGCGCGCCAAGCGCCGCGUGCCGUCCCCCUCAAGCAGCAGGCACCGUCGGCGUCGUGUCUGCCUACUACCGAAGAGAAAGCAGCGAGUGCGCCAGGAGGCAGUGAGGGGGGAGAGGAGGCGACCCAGGAUUCCGCCUCGCGCCUGUUCCCGUAUCUGUCGCCUACAGUGCUCAAGCGCGUGGAAGCUCUCCUCGAGAGACCUCCCGUUGGGCUCAUCGGCGUUGCUCGCUUCGGCGCUGCCUCGGCUGCCUCGGCUGCCUCCCCUCCUCCCUCCCCUUCUGCGGAGUCCGCUGAGUCGUUCGCCCUUCCCGAUGGCGACCCUCAGGUGUUGGUAGUGAGGCCGCUGAUGCCUGCAGCGUCGGGGUCGCAGGCGUCGCGGAAGCGCAAGCGCAACGCUACCCAGUCUUCGGGCUCGCCCGCGUCUUCGCCUCCUGCCGCAGCGUCCGCUUCGUUUUCUGCUGAGGCUUCGCCUGACUCAGAGGCAAACUACUCUCCGUUUCCAACGACCUUUUGGCUUUGCGACGAACGCCUGAGGCGGGACAUUUCGACUCUGGAGGUGCGAGGGCGCAUGAAAUCUAUUGAAGAGCGGAUUCAAGGAGACGAAGAACUGGAAAAGUCCCUCGUCGCAGACCACCUGCGCUACAUCGCGAUCCGCUGGCUCCUCCUGCCAGUGCCCGUCUUGCGGCACUUUUACUGCCUCGAGGACGCUACCCCAGAGAGGCGAGAGACAGAGGACCCCGGUAACGCGAAGAGGGUGAAGACGGAUGGACCGAACGCAGGAAAGGAGCCGCAGGCGGCCCAGUCCCUCGGCGCACGCGCGGAAGCUGAAGAAGGCGACUCUGCGACGCAGCCGUCCGAGCACUGUCGCCUCUGCCGAUUGCUUCAUGUGCUGAGACAGCGCGGAAUCGGAGGCAUUGCGACUUUCUCCUCAAUGAGGUGUCUACACAUGCACUACGGCUUCCACCUCGUUCUUCCGCCGACCACCGUCGGACAGCUCAUCGACGAGGAACUCGGCAAACUGAGGGAAGAAGAGGAAGAGCUCGCGUCCCCACAGGCGUAG
This is a messenger RNA of Besnoitia besnoiti, 1632 nucleotides long. RefSeq lists its product as uncharacterized. The transcript has a single exon. Bases 1 to 1632 code for a protein of 543 amino acids. The record is from RefSeq and is a predicted model, not a curated record. NCBI's taxonomy places the organism in Eukaryota, Apicomplexa, Conoidasida, Eucoccidiorida, Sarcocystidae.